Molecule: messenger RNA, 2793 nt
Organism: Trichomonas vaginalis G3
Lineage: Eukaryota; Parabasalia; Trichomonadida; Trichomonadidae
Product: heteropolysaccharide binding
Exons: 1
Coding region: 1-2793 (930 amino acids)
Biological process (GO): carbohydrate metabolic process
Molecular function (GO): 4-alpha-glucanotransferase activity; starch binding
Source: RefSeq, a predicted model, not a curated record
AUGAUCUCCACAUCAGCCAAUGGAAUCAUUGCUCACUUCCAUGUGAGAGUAUCUACUGCAUUCGGCCAGGAAGUCUUCAUUUCUGGAAAUAUCCCAGAACUUGGAAAUUGGGAUGCUAAGAAAGCAAUUAAGAUGGAAUUCGAACACAAUUUAGAUUAUUGGUUCGUCAAUGUCGAAUUACCAAAGUCUCAAGGAUAUCGUUUCAUUGAAUACAAGUAUGUUAUCAUUAGUGGUGACUACCAACAAUGGGAACCAGAACAGAAUCACAGACUUGUUCUUGGCGCUCUCAAUGAUCAAUGCGUUAUCAACAUUGAAGAUAAUUUCCACUGGAGAGAUAACGUUCUCGACGCUUUCAGCCGCGCAACAUUCGUUGGAGCCAUUAACUCAAGAGAAAACCCAACAAAGAGCGAACCAAUUGCUAUCAAGCAAAAUGGAAAAUUAAUUCAAACAUACUUUGCUACAAACUGCCCAUAUGUUAGACCAAAUCAAAUUGUUAGAAUCGUUGGUAAUGUUCCAGAACUUGGUAAUUGGGAUCCAAAGAACUCAUUAGCUUUAGUUGAUGGAAGUUUCCCAAUUUGGACAGGAAACAAAGGAUUUGCAAAGACAUCAUUCCCAUUCGAAUACAAGUACGUCAUCGAAAACACAAAUGAUCAUACAUUUAUUUGGGAAGAUUGCGCAAACAGAGUUUGCCCAGCUCCAGUUGCUGUCAAUGGAGUCUUAAUCAACUACGUUCAGGAUUGGUUCAUCUGCCCUAACAAGAACCUCUUCAAGGGAAUGGGCAUUUAUGUUCCACUUUUCUCUCUCAGAACAAAUGAAUCACAAGGCAUUGGCUCAUACACAGAUCUUAAGAAGUGUGUUGAUGCCUGCAACAAGAUGGGUGCUUCUCUCAUCCAAUUACUUCCAAUUAACGAUACAACAGAGAAGGGAGAAUGGUGCGAUUCAUACCCAUAUCGCCAAGUUUCCUGCUUCGCUCUUCAUCCAGUUUACAUCGAUCUCCUCGCUAUCACAAACAAGCUUCCAGCAGCUAUGAAGAAGGAAAUCCUUGAAGCAAAGGAAAAGUUCGAGAAGUUCGAACAAGUUGAAUACCCAGAAGUCUUUGCAUUCAAGAUGAAGUAUCUCAAGGAAAUCUUCAAGCUUGAGAAGGACAGCUUCGUUACAAACGGCCUUGCUACAUUCCUCAAGAAGAACGGAUCAUGGCUCAAGCCAUACGCUCUCUUCUGCCUUCUCAGAGAUGAGUACAAGACAACAGAAUUCCGCAAAUGGCCAAAGUACUCAACAAUCACACCAGAAGAGCUUGAACAAGUCUGCAAGCAGAAGAAGAAUGACUUACUCGAAAUCUACUGGAUUCAAUACGUCGCCGACAAGCAGUUCAAGGAGUCAUAUGACUACGCUACAAAGAACCACGUCGCUCUCAAGGGUGAUCUUCCAAUUGGUGUCAACAUCAACUCUGUUGAAUGCUGGGCAUUCCCACAACUCUUCAGACUCCAUAUGUGCGCUGGUGCUCCUCCAGAUGACUUCUCUUCUGAUGGCCAGAACUGGGGAUUCCCAACAUACGAUUGGGAAGCCAUGGAGAAGGAUGGUUUCUCAUGGUGGCGCUCAAGACUCACAAGAAUGGCUGAACUCUAUCACCAGCUUAGAGUUGACCAUAUCCUCGGAUUCUUCAGAAUUUGGGAAGUUCCACGUGAAACAUGCGUCAGAGGCCUUCUCGGACACUUCUUCCCAUCUGUUCCAUUCUCACACGACGAACUCAACGGAAUGGGCCUUUGGGAUAUCGAGAGGCUCACAAAGCCAUACGUCAGAUGGCACAUCCUCUGCGAAAAGUUCCAUGAAGAUGCUGAAUACGUUUCUCACAAGUAUUUCAACAGCAAGGGAUGGAACGCUCAAGAUGAUUACUACGAAUUCAAGCCAGAGUUCGAUAACGAGAAGAAAGUUGCUCAAGCUCUUGACAACGACAAGACACUCUCUGAAGAGAAGCGUGAACACUACAGAUGCUGCCUCUUCCAGCUCAUUGGCAACGUCAUCCUUAUCGAAGAUCCAGAAAGAAAGGGAUUCUUCCACAUGAGAACAGAAGUUCUCAAGGAUCACGUAGAACCAACAAAGGAGGGUCCAGUUGUCUACGUUUCCUCAUCAUGGAACGAACUCGAUGAAGGCCUCAAGCAGCGCGUCAAGGAAGAAGCUCACAAAUUCUUCUACGAGAGAAUGACAAACCUUUGGGUUCAGAAGGCUCAGCCAAAGCUCAACGUCCUCAAGAACGCUACAAAGAUGCUCAUCUGCGGCGAAGACCUUGGUCAAAUCACAACCGGUAUUAUCAGAGCUAUUGAUGAAUCAGCCAUCCUUUCUCUUCACGUCCAGAGAAUGUCAAAGAUUCCAGAAGAAGCUUUCGAUGACUUCCACAAGUUCGGCUAUCUCUCCGUUGCAUGCCCAUCAACACACGAUACAUCAUCCCUCCGCGGAUGGUGGGAGGAGACAAAGGCAACAAGAGAAAACUUCUGGUACAACGUCCUCCUCAGACAUGAUGCUUGCCCAGAGACACUUUCUCCAGAAGUCCAAGAAGAUAUCCUCAAGCAGAACAUUUGGUCCAACUCCAUGUGGGCUAUCUUCCUUCUCCAGGAUAUCACAUCAAUCUUCCCAGAGUUAAGACUUCAAUCCGCUGAAGCUGAAAGAAUCAACAUUCCAGCCGAUCCAAACCACAAGUGGCGCUAUCGCUAUCCAUACAAACUCGAAGAAAUCAUCGCUAACGAUAAGCUCAACAACCACGUAAUGCAACUCGUUCGUGAUUCCCACAGAAUAUAA